Molecule: messenger RNA, 237 nt
Organism: Entrophospora sp. SA101
Lineage: Eukaryota; Fungi; Glomeromycota; Glomeromycetes; Entrophosporales; Entrophosporaceae
Source: the annotation of a GenBank genome assembly
AUGAUAAUAUAUCAUCCCAAUAUUGAUGAAGAUGGAUCAAUUUGUGUUGAUUUAUUAAAAACUGAUGUCUGGAAGCCAUCAACAAAGAUUACACAAGUUCUUAAAUCUAUUGCCAGUCUUCUUGAACAUCCUAAUCCUGACGAUGCUUUAGUGGCCUCUAUUGCUGAAAUUUAUAAUACAAACAAGUCAAAAUUUGAUAAAACUGCUAAAGAUUUUGUGAAAAAGUAUGCAUCGUAG